AUGGAUGCUCAGUUGAACGCCCAAGAACUUGAACUUAUACUUGCUGGCAUGCAAAAUGCUAGGUACCUUGCUCUUAGUGUUUUCGCGCUUGUAGUAUGCGAGUAUCUAUCGAAUCUAGAACUGGAGGUGGAGUACUUUUGGUCAGGUCCCUGGUCCCUCUCACGUAUCAUGUUCAUGAUUAAUCGAUACUUAACACCUAUUGUAAUCGUGCUAGGUGUCGUAUGUGAGCUCGAUCCUGCAUGA
This is a messenger RNA of Fibroporia radiculosa, 243 nucleotides long. RefSeq lists its product as uncharacterized. The record is from RefSeq and is a predicted model, not a curated record. The transcript has 4 exons. Lineage: Eukaryota; Fungi; Basidiomycota; Agaricomycetes; Polyporales; Fibroporiaceae. The coding region runs from base 1 to 243 and encodes 80 amino acids.